AUGGCUUCUCCACGCUUGGAAACUUUUUGCUGUCCCACUCGGGACCCGGCCACCGAUUUUGUCCUCGGUUUUCAGUCUGUCUUUUUCAACGGCAUCUGCGUGGCCAGUGCCAGUCUGAGUCUUGUUGGCACACUUAUUCAGAUCUUGCCAAAACGGAGGUUCAGUUACCGCAGGUUCAGCCAGUACCCUCUGCAGAAGCCAUCAGCAUCUUCUCGAAUCCUGCUCAUCAUUAAUAUCUGUGACAUCUUAGGCUGCGUAGGUAUUAUAAUCAGAUCAUCAGUGUGGCUUAGCUCUCCAAAUUUUACAUCAAGAAUCUCUGCUAAUGGGACUGAAUUGUGGCCAACAGCCUUCUGUGUAGCCAGUGCUAUAUGGAUUCAGCUGUUCUACAGUGCCACAUUCUGGUGGUUGUUCUGCUAUGCUGUGGAUGUUUACCUUAUUGUAAAACGAUCUUCUGGACUAAGUAUCCUUGUGCUGUACCACAUGUUGACCUGGGGUCUGGCAAUCCUCUUGUGUGUCGAAGGUGUAAGCAUGCUCUACUAUCCCUCGAUUUCCAGCUGUGAAAAUGGACUACAGCAUGCAGUUCCACAUUACGUCACCACCUAUGCUCCACUGUUACUCGUUCUGUUUAUUAACCCCAUUCUGUUUGGGAAAGCUGCAUCUGCAGUUUCUUCAUUGCUGAAGGGAAGACAGGGUAUCUACACAGAAAAUGAAAGGCGUUUGUCAACAGAGAUUAAAUUAAGGUUUUUCAAGAUUCUGCUUGUGUUUAUUAUUUGUUGGCUGCCAAACCUCAUCAAUGAGAGCCUUUUAUUCUACCUUGAACUGCAGCCAGACAUGAACAAAGAUCUGCAGAAGAAUGUCAAGAAUGCAGCUCUCAUCACUUGGUUUAUCAUGAGUAUCCUGAAUCCAAUGCAGGGUUUCCUCAGCACUCUUGCAUUUUACGGCUGGACCGGAUGGGAUUUUGAUUUCAAUCUACGAAGGCAAGAAAUCCCUUGGGAGUCCUCAGUAGGUUCGACUGCUGCGGAGAAUGCCUACAGCAGCCCCAUGGCCACGUCGGUCAAUCACCAUGGACUUCUGCAGCAGAGUGACAAGAUGCAGACUGGAAACAGUUAUGAAAAUAGUGAUGAGCUUUCUGGCCUCUCUGAAGGUAAUGGGAAAGCAAAUAACUCCUUUGUAAAAACCUCCCCUGUCUAUCAGGGCCUGUGA
Mobula hypostoma (lesser devil ray) is the source of this 1203-nucleotide messenger RNA. It is a transcript of the gene gpr143, whose product is annotated as G protein-coupled receptor 143. Gene Ontology annotation, molecular function: L-tyrosine binding; dopamine binding; L-DOPA receptor activity. Lineage: Eukaryota; Metazoa; Chordata; Chondrichthyes; Myliobatiformes; Myliobatidae. Bases 1 to 1203 code for a protein of 400 amino acids. The record is from RefSeq and is a predicted model, not a curated record. The transcript has 8 exons. Gene Ontology annotation, biological process: G protein-coupled receptor signaling pathway; melanosome organization; regulation of calcium-mediated signaling. Gene Ontology annotation, cellular component: plasma membrane; melanosome membrane.